AUGCAAAGAGCUGAAAGUAGUAGUAACACAUCCAUAGGUCAAGGGGACACUACUUUUCUUCCCGUUCUUCACAAUAGUGGGUUCUUGUAUGGAACUUAUUUUGGCUUCUAUACCAUGGAUAGCCAUUCAUUCAUUCUCGUCAUAGCGCUCUCGGGGCCUCAAGGUCCCAUCGUGUGGUCUGCCAACCCAGACAAUCCUGUAAGUCAGAACGCCAUCUUGACCUUCACCGGGGAAGGGGAUUUGCUGCUCCAGGAUGGUGGCACAUUGAUAUGGUCAACAGCCACCAAGAACAAGUCAGUUGCAGGAAUGAGGCUCGAUCUUUCAGGAAACCUUGUGCUUUUUGAUCAGAAUAGUUCCUUAGUCUGGCAGUCUUUCGACCAUCCAACGGAUACUUUGGUCAUGGGGCAGUCACUUUGCAGUGGAACGAAGCUUAGUGCCAAGCUCUCAAACCCAAAAUGGUUGUCUUCCAGGUUCUAUCUGUCGGCAGAGGGGAAUGGACUGCGGCACUAUUUUGAGCCAGCAGCUUACACACAGUUGUUCCACCCAACGGCAACAUCGACUCCUACUACAUCAUCAGCUUGUUACGCAUUUGCCAAUGGCAGCCUUGGGUUCCCAGAUAAGAUAUUCUCACUACCGUCAGCAAGUUCUUUGCAAUUCAUGAGGUUAGAGUCUGACGGGCACUUGAGGCUUUAUGAGAUGCAGGAACAAAACUCACCGCGGAUGUUGUUAGAUGUAUUAAGCACAGUGGUUGCCUUCUGUGAUUACCCGCUGGCCUGUGGUGAUUAUGGCGUUUGCAACAGUGGGCAAUGUUCGUGUCCUAGUUUCAGCACUUUCAGGUUCCAAAAUGAACGGCUUCCAGGUUCUGGAUGCAUACCCUUAUCAGGCAUCUCCUGCGAACAUGCUCAUGACCACAAGCUCAUACCACUGAACAACAUUUCUUACUUCAGUAACAGUUCCUUUUCAAAACUGGCUGCUUCAGGCUAUUCAGAAUAUGAUUGCAAGCAAUCUUGUCUAAUGAACUGCUCUUGCCAGGUAGUGAUUUUUCAGAAUGAUUCGGGUACAGAUGUUGGUCACUGCCUGUUGUUAUCAGAGAAGAUGCUAAUUUUGUUUGCAGAUGAUUCAUCAAAUCAUUUUUCAGCAUUUGUAAAGAUACAAGAUAGCCCCCCAGAGAAAAGGAUGGUGAUUAUUGUUGCCAGCUGCACAGCCGCAGGGUUUUCUCUAAUGACAAUAUUUGUUUGUGCUGUCAUAUGGAAAAGGCGCAAGAAAGAUGAGGAACUUCUCUUUGAUGUCAUACUUGGGACACCAAAGCGUUUCUCCUUCGAUGAGUUGAAGGUAGCUACCAGCAACUUUUCUAUGAAGCUAGGACAUGGCGGUUUUGGGUCGGUCUUCAAAGGCAGGAUAGGCAAGGAAACCAUUGCUGUCAAGCGCUUGGAGGGUGUCGAGCAAGGAACAGAAGAGUUCUUGGCAGAGGUCAAGACGAUUGGUAGAAUGCAUCACCGUAACCUUGUUAGGUUAGUAGGUUUUUGUGCUGAGAAAUCACAUAAACUCCUUGUCUACGGGUACUUGUCAAAUGGCUCACUGGACAAAUGGAUUUUUCACACAAGCCCAGUUUUCACUCUUUCUUGGAGAACUAGACGUAACAUCAUCAUUGCUGUUGCUAGGGGGUUGGCUUUCCUUCAUGAAGAAUGCAAGGAAAAGAUUGCACAUUUAGACAUCAAGCCACAAAAUAUUCUCCUGGAUGAUGAAUUCAAUGCAAAGCUCUCAGAUUUCGGGCUUUCGAAGAUGAUAAACAGGGAUCAGAGCAAAGUGAUGACUCGAAUGCGAGGAACACGUGGUUAUCUAGCACCCGAAUGGCUGGGCUCAAAAAUCACUGAGAAGGCUGACAUCUACAGCUUUGGGAUUGUGAUGAUCGAAAUCAUUUGUGGUCGAGAGAAUUUGGAUGAAUCGCAGCCCGAGGGGAGCGUCCACUUGAUAAGCCUGCUUCAAGAGAAGGCUAGGUCGGGUCAGGUGUCUGAUUUGGUGGACAGUAGCAGCAAUGAUAUGAAAUCCCACAUGGAGGAGGUCAUGCAAACAAUGAAGCUUGCAAUGUGGUGCUUGCAGGUUGAUAGCUGUGCAAGGCCCUUGAUGUCCACAGUCGCCAAGGUGUUGGAAGGCGUGAAGAGCUUAGAUGCCACACCUGACUGCACUUUUGUUCCAAAUUUUGCAUCGAGCAACAUUGGCGUAGCAGAAUCAAGGUCUUCCUACGUGCCCUCUGAAUCACAUUUAUCAGGGCCUAGGUGA
This is a messenger RNA of Sorghum bicolor (sorghum), 2280 nucleotides long. RefSeq names its product G-type lectin S-receptor-like serine/threonine-protein kinase SD2-5. The transcript has 2 exons. The coding region runs from base 1 to 2280 and encodes 759 amino acids. Gene Ontology annotation, molecular function: protein serine/threonine kinase activity; ATP binding. NCBI's taxonomy places the organism in Eukaryota, Viridiplantae, Streptophyta, Magnoliopsida, Poales, Poaceae. Gene Ontology annotation, biological process: protein phosphorylation. The record is from RefSeq and is a predicted model, not a curated record.